UGAGCCGGCAGGCGCAUGCGCGGGGUUCAGGCAUCCCGCCUCCUUCCAACGACGGCGCAGGCGCGGAUCAAGCCCUCACCGUGUGGCGGCCGGACCCUGGAGUUGUGGAGCGGGAGGUCCGGGGAUGAUGAGUGAAGACAGUAAGCCGUUCAACCCUGAGGAGGCCAGGACUAUCAUUGAGUCACUGCAGCAGCCUGCACUGUUUCUUAAUAUGGUUUCUGACUGGCCUGCGAUGAGGUGGACUGUCGAAUAUCUUUCACAGUUGCUUAAUGGAAAAAAAUUAACAUUCAGAAUUGGCAAAAGGAAGAUCAGUAAAGCUCCUCAAUUUGAAACACAAUGUGAGUACGUCCGUGCCACGCUGCAGGAGUUUUUAGUCUGGCUUCACGGUGAAACCAACUCCUCACCUGGACUUUUCAGCUCUUACCCUCUCUCCCAGUACUGGGCCUACGCAGACUACAAGUACAUUGCCAUGACGUUUGAAGAUAAAACCGAGCUUUUUCAGGAUGUAAUCUGGUCUGACUUUGGGUUCCCUGGGAGAGAUGGACGAGACAGCACUCUAUGGAUUGGUAGUGAAGCAGCAAACACUCCCUGUCACCUUGAUUCGUAUGGAUGCAAUCUGGUGUUACAAGUACAAGGAAGGAAAAGAUGGCAUCUGUUCCCUCCAGAGGACACUUCCUUCCUGUAUCCCACCAGAAUUCCUUAUGAAGAAUCUAGUGUAUUUAGCAGUGUGAAUGUGGUCAACCCUGAUUUGGAGCGCUUCGCUAGAUUUCGCAGAGCCAAGCCAUAUGUGGUGACCUUGUGUCCAGGAGAGGUCCUGUUUGUUCCCAGACACUGGUGGCACUAUGUGGAAUCCUUGGAUCCUGUCACCAUCAGCAUUAACUCCUGGAUUGAACUGGGUGAUGAUGACGAAGCCAGAGUUGGGGAGGCAUUGACUCGGACAGUGGUCUGUGCUCUGAAGUCUGCAGAUCCUGGUGCUGACACUGCCAGCUGGCUGAAUGCCACGGAGGCUGCAGUCACAUCGUAUGAAACAAACCUACACUACAUCAACCUUGCAGUUCAAGCCUGCUUAGAUAAGGCAAAGACCCAUCGCCCAAACUGCAUGAAGGGAAGAGGCCAGUCAGUGCAGCGCUCCUCUGGCCUUCCAAAGAAGAGAAAAGGCGAUUCAGAAGCAGCAGAAUCUACGGCCGCGGAUGGACCAAGGAAACUUGCAGAACCUAAAGCUGGCCUGACCACCAACAUCUGUUUUGGACCCAACCUGGUUCCUGUUCGGCAAGAAGCUGCUGCUUCAGCAAAGGACCGAGUAUCCAGCGUGUCUGGGGAUCAUUCUCCGGCCAACAGCUUGGAAGCUAAUCAGUGUAGCUUGGAUUGUGGUUCCAGACCUGCUGAUGAUGACAGGAGACUGAUAUCCACUGAUGAGUUACUAAACUGCUUGGUCCACCCUGAUGUGAUCCACUUAAUGACUGAGAUUCUGCUGGACAGGCAUUGUUCUCAUUAGUCUCACCAGCUCAUUAAUGUUACUUGUCACUUUUUGUUUUGGAAAUUCAUUAUUAAUAAGAAGUGUUUGUCUCAACAUAUCAGUGUUUUAAAAAUCAUAUGCAUAGUGUGCAAAUAAGAAAGUAAACUAUUUGGCCCCUUAAGCCUGCUCCAUUAUUCAGUAAAAUUGAGCCUGAUCUUCUACCUCCAUUCAAUUCUCAAUCCCCUUAUAAAGUCCACAAACGCAUCAGCCUCAGUUGUUAUUAAAGUUCUCAACUGCCUUUAAGAGUAGAGAAGAAAAGAGAUUUACAAUCCCUGGGUGAAGACUUAUUCCUCAUUUCAGCCCCAAUGGCCUGCUCCUUAUCAUGAGACACUAUUUCUCUGCGGAUGAUGCUUGGCUACAAACCUUAGCGUCUGUCGUCACAAUUUUUACUUGCAUUUCUCUGUCUUUGUUCACCACUAGAAAUUGCUGCGCCACUUACAUCGAUGUAUUUGUAGGUUCUGGCAGCCAGAUCUAGUCAGUGACCUGUUUUUACACCCAGUGUACACAUCAACAUCAUGCUUAUCAACUGCAGUAAUACACUAGAAUUUUGGGAGGAACUGUACUAUUUAAGUUCACACUUCCCAUGCUCAAUAGUUUUACAUUAGAAUUAGAGUCUAAAUUCACCUGUGAUCUGAGUUUAUUAAAUAUAAAACAGGGUAAGAUUUUGGAGACACAGGGGACUGCAGAUGCUGGAAUCUGGAGCAAAAAACAAACCGCUGGAGGAACUCAAGCAGGUGGAGCAGCAUUUGUGGGGGGUGGGGGGAGGAAUUGUUGACAUUUCAGGUUGAGACCCUGCGUCAGGACUGAGAGUGUAGAGGGAAGAUGGCCAGUGUAAGGAGGUGUGAGACAUGGGCUGGCUGGCAGGUGAUGGGCAGAUGGAGCUGAGGGGAGGGGGAUGGAGUUGGGAGGCAGGUGUGCCUCUGCCUUUGUCUCCACCUGCCUCUCUCUCCCAACUUCUCUCUUACCAUUACUAUUCAUUCUUCUGCCCCCUUCCAUCGAGCAGAAGAUACAAAAGCUUGAAAACGGUAGUGUUGGGCAGGCAUGGUGGUGUAGUGGUUAGCAUAACGCUAUUAUAGCGCCAGUGACCCGGGUUCAAUUCCCACUGCUGUCUGUAAGGAGUUUGUAUGUUCUCUCCGUGUCUGCGUGGGUUUCCUCUGGGUGCUCCAGUUUCCUCCGGGUGCUCCAGUUUCCUCCCACAUUCCAAAGACGUACGGGUUAGGAAGUUGUGGGCAUGCCAUGUUGGUGCCGGAAGCGUGGCGACACUUGGGGGCUGCCCCCAGAGCACUCUAUGCAAAAGGUGUAUUUCAUUGUUUCAAUGUACAUGUGACUAAUAAAGAAAUGUUAUAAAAAAUACACACACCACCAGGCUCAAGAACAGCUUCCAUCCAACUGUUAUAAGACACUUGAAUGGACCCCUUGUACGAUAAAGAUGAACUCUUGACCUCACAAUCUAUCUCAUCAUGGCCCUUGCACCUUAUUGUCUACCUGUACUGCACUUCCUCUGUAACUGUAACGCUAUAUUCUGCAUUCUAUUAUUGCUUUUCCUUUUGUACUAACUCAAAGUACUUAUGUUUUGAAAUGAUCUGUAUGGAUGGCAUGCAAAACAAAGUUUUCACCGUAUCUCGGUACAUGUAACAAUAAUUUACCAAUUACCAACUUCACCCCUCCCUCUCCUCCACCUGGCUACCCACCUACCCAUCAUUCUUCUCCCCUCCUCGAUCCACCUAUCACAUACUGAUCCCCAUCUCACCCUUCCCCCUCUCCUCUUUACCAGCUAUCUUCCCUCUACACUCUCAGCCCGAAUGCAGGGUCUCGACUUGUGUCAACAAUUCCUUUCCCCCAACAGAUGCUGUUAGACUGACUGACUUCCUCCAGCCAUUUGUCUUUGUGUAAAAUUUUGUACUUUGAGCAGGUCUUUGCUGUGACAGUCUCAUUACCAGAUGCUUGAGCAUCUUGAAUCCAAUUAUGAUUGUUUAAAAUAUAUACUUGUUAAUGGGCUGGGUGUCUGGUCACCCUGUCGGAAGGAGCAAGCUGGAAGUGGCAACUAGGCCUCAGCUGGUGAAUCCUGAGGCCCUGCCCUGUAAACCUGUAAACUCACCUUUGUCAAAGGAAUUUAAACUAUUUUAAAUGACAAUUAAGUACCUUUCAGAUAAGUUUUGAAUAGUUUUUCAUUUAAAAAAACAAUGCUGAAAGUUAA
Pristis pectinata (smalltooth sawfish) is the source of this 3713-nucleotide messenger RNA. RefSeq names its product hspb associated protein 1 (gene hspbap1). Bases 125 to 1495 code for a protein of 456 amino acids. NCBI's taxonomy places the organism in Eukaryota, Metazoa, Chordata, Chondrichthyes, Rhinopristiformes, Pristidae. The transcript has 8 exons. The record is from RefSeq and is a predicted model, not a curated record. Gene Ontology annotation, molecular function: 2-oxoglutarate-dependent dioxygenase activity.